CACAAACUUUAUAAUUUUUUUGUCAAGUUUUAUCAAGUGAAUGUACACGUAAAUAUAUUCCAGUAUCCAUGAGUUCUGUAUAACAGAAUUUUGAAUGUAAAACAAGCAUAGAUUUAUAUAUUGCGUAGAAAAGAUUUAAUACAAAUAACUCGUAAAAUGUCACGUCCAAAGGUUCUCAUCACUCGAGGAGAUAUUCCAGCUUCAGGAUACUCUUUAUUAAACGAAAAGUGUGACUUGGUAGUAUGGAAAAACACAUCACCCAUUCCUAGAAAUGAACUUAUUUCCAUGAUCAAAGGAGUUGAUGGUGUUUUUUGUCUUUUGACUGACAAAAUAGAUGAAGAAGUAAUUAAUUCAGCUGGUCCUAAUUUAAAAGUAGUUGCAACAAUGUCAGUUGGAUUGGAUCAUCUUGAUUUGAAAACUUUAAAAAAUAAAAAUAUCCAUGUUGGAUAUACUCCGGACGUUUUAACAGAUGCAACAGCAGAACUGACUGUAGCAUUACUUUUAGCAACAUCUCGGAGAAUAAUUGAAGCUGAAAAAGCUCUUAGAGCAGGAGAAUGGAAAGCUUGGUCACCAAUUUGGAUGUGUGGACCAGGUCUAGCAGGGUCCACAAUUGGAAUUGUUGGAUUAGGUCGUAUUGGAGCUAGAAUAGGUGAAUAUUUAAAACCUUUCCGUACUUCAAGGAUUCUAUAUUCCAGUAGAUCUGAGAAAUUAGAAGCUGAAAAAUUUGGUGGAGAAAAAAUGUCAUUAGAUAAAUUGUUAGAAGAAAGUGACUUUGUGAUUGUAACUAUUGCUUUAACUCCUGAGACAAAAGGAAUGUUCAAUGCUGAAAAGUUUAAAAAAAUGAAGAAAAAUGCAAUAUUUAUUAAUGUAAGUCGAGGAGAGAUAGUCAAUCAACCAGAUUUAAUUGAAGCACUAAAAAACAAGGAAAUUAAAGCUGCCGGACUUGAUGUUAUGACUCCUGAACCUAUUCCAUUAGAUCAUGAGUUAUUAAAACUUGAAAACUGUGUUCUUCUUCCACAUAUUGGCAGUGCCUCCAUUGAAGUUCGAGAACAAAUGUCAAUAAUAACAGCAAAUAAUAUUUUAGCUGUCAUCAACGGUAAACCUGAUACAAUGCCAGCUCCACUAAGAUUAUAAGCAUUAUAUAUUCAUCAAUGAAUUCAAUAAAUAAUAAACUAUCUUUUAAUUAUUUGUAUUAAAAUAA
Molecule: messenger RNA, 1201 nt
Organism: Chelonus insularis
Lineage: Eukaryota; Metazoa; Arthropoda; Insecta; Hymenoptera; Braconidae
Product: glyoxylate reductase/hydroxypyruvate reductase-like
Exons: 5
Coding region: 157-1134 (325 amino acids)
Cellular component (GO): cytosol
Molecular function (GO): glyoxylate reductase (NADPH) activity; hydroxypyruvate reductase [NAD(P)H] activity; NAD binding
Source: RefSeq, a predicted model, not a curated record